GAUAGUCGCUGAACUAAAAUAUCUCGCUCCUAAUUAUUAUUCCCUCCGUAAAAAAAUAUAUGAGCGUUAGAGAGUACCAAACAAAGUAAUGGGAUGAAGCCAAAGACGAUCCCGUUUUUUUUUUGCCGAUUCUUCUAAAAUCUUGAGAAUCGGACCUCCAUUUCCCUGAGAUCCAGGCCAGUGAGUGACCAUCGGUCGCCUAGCCGUUGCCAAGCCAGCACACACGCGCCGCGCCGCACCGCACCCUGCCAUGUGCCGCCCGGGCCCGCUAAUCAUUCGCCACCACCGCUAAACAAUUCCGACCCCGCGCCCCUCGUCAAUUCGACCGUUACCCAGCACGCUCCCGCGGCCAGCCCCGCAUUCGCGUUCCCUUCUUCUUCCCACCCUCGCCGCCUCGGCCUCCUCCCUCCCUCCCUCCCUCCCCCCAUUUCAAACCAACCCCCGUACCACACCACACCACCUAGGGUUUCUUUUCCUUCCAAGGAGCAAGUAGCACCGCCCGAUCCGGCGGCGGGCGGCCCAUGGACAAGUACGAGAAGCUGGAGAAGGUGGGGGAGGGCACCUACGGCAAGGUGUACAAGGCGCGGGUGGCGGCGACGGGGCAGCUGGUGGCGCUCAAGAAGACCCGCCUCGAGAUGGACGAGGAGGGGAUCCCGCCCACCGCGCUGCGCGAGAUCUCCCUCCUCCGCCUCCUCUCCGCCUCCCUCUACGUCGUCCGCCUCCUCUCCGUCGAGCAGGUCACCAAGCCCUGCGGCAAGACCGUCCUCUACCUCGUCUUCGAGUUCCUCGACACCGACCUCAAGAAGUUCGUCGACGGCUUCCGCAAGGGGCCCUCGCCCAGGCCGCUCCCCACGCAGGUUGUCAAGAGUUUCUUAUACCAGUUGUGCAAAGGAACUGCACAUUGCCAUGGCCAUGGCGUCCUUCACCGGGAUUUAAAGCCACAAAACUUGUUGAUCGACAAGGAGAAAGGGGUACUGAAAAUUGCCGAUCUUGGGCUAAGCAGAGCUUUUACUGUUCCCAUGAAAAGUUACACCCAUGAGAUUGUGACGCUCUGGUAUAGAGCUCCUGAAGUUUUACUUGGAGCCACACAUUACUCAACUGGUGUUGACAUUUGGUCCAUCGGUUGCAUCUUUGCUGAAAUGGUCAGAAGACAAGCUCUUUUUCCUGGCGACUCCGAGUUGCAACAGCUGCUUCACAUUUUCAGGUUGUUGGGGACUCCUAAUGAAGAGAAGUGGCCUGGAGUAUGUGCUCUGAGAGACUGGCAUGACUAUCCACAGUGGAAGCCACAACAUUUGUCACGUGCAGUUCCAACACUGGAGCCUGAAGGACUCGACCUGUUAGCGAAAAUGCUUCAGUUUGAUCCAGCGAACAGGAUCUCAGCUAAAGCGGCAAUGGACCAUCCCUACUUCGACAGCCUCGACAAGUCCCAGUUCUAGUUGUUGCUGCUGUCUUGGGAGUUGGGCCUUCGCCAUGGAGCGAGGAGAUUGGAGAUUUGAUUUGCUUGCCAUCUAGGCAACCUGAUCAAUCUUGAUUUAUCAGCUACUCAGUUCUGUUAUUGAGUGGGCAAUCGAUUUGCCUAUCUUUUUAUAUAUCACUGUAUGGAUUCUGGUGGUCGGAAACUGAACUGCCACUCAAGAUAUUCCCUGAUGUUUC
This is a messenger RNA of Triticum aestivum (bread wheat), 1653 nucleotides long. RefSeq names its product cyclin-dependent kinase B1-1. Bases 522 to 1436 code for a protein of 304 amino acids. The record is from RefSeq and is a predicted model, not a curated record. Gene Ontology annotation, biological process: protein phosphorylation; regulation of gene expression; G1/S transition of mitotic cell cycle. The transcript has 7 exons. Lineage: Eukaryota; Viridiplantae; Streptophyta; Magnoliopsida; Poales; Poaceae. Gene Ontology annotation, molecular function: cyclin-dependent protein serine/threonine kinase activity; ATP binding; cyclin binding. Gene Ontology annotation, cellular component: cyclin-dependent protein kinase holoenzyme complex; nucleus; cytoplasm.